Messenger RNA from Scylla paramamosain (green mud crab), 576 nucleotides. RefSeq lists its product as uncharacterized. Gene Ontology annotation, molecular function: nucleic acid binding. NCBI's taxonomy places the organism in Eukaryota, Metazoa, Arthropoda, Malacostraca, Decapoda, Portunidae. Gene Ontology annotation, biological process: DNA integration. The record is from RefSeq and is a predicted model, not a curated record. Bases 1 to 576 code for a protein of 191 amino acids. The transcript is spliced from 2 exons.
AUGACACUACUCGGCAUUCGACGAUACAGGACUGCCAGCUACCAUCCUCAGGCCAACGCUACAGUGGAACGUUUCCACCGCCAGCUGAAGUCGUCACUGAUGGCUUCCAGCGACCAACGCGAGAAGUGGAACGCCACCUUACCCCUCGUCCUCCUCGGCAUCCGGACGUCCCUCAAGCAGGACCUUCACCACUCUUCUGCCGAGCUCGUAUACGGCACCACUCUUCGACUCCCUGGCGAGCUCCUUACCAGCUCACCCGACGCCGGCCCCUGCAGCGUCCAAGACUUCGCCAGCAGUCUUAAGGAGUCGAUGAGAAGCCUGCAGCCGGUGCAACCUCGCACGCACCCCGCCAAGACCUUCGGUGUUGACGCUGUCCGUAAACCACUACAGCGCCCCUACGAAGGCCCCUUCGAGGUCCUCCGCAGGACGAGGAAAAACAUCACCAUCAACAGAAACGGCUCUUCCGACGUCAUAGCCAUAGACCGAGUCAAGCCCGCCUACAUCCUGCACACCCCGACGGCACCUCACGACCCCGACAUCGCCGGCCACGCCUUCAGCACCACGCGCCACAGCUAA